Molecule: messenger RNA, 1306 nt
Organism: Ochotona princeps (American pika)
Lineage: Eukaryota; Metazoa; Chordata; Mammalia; Lagomorpha; Ochotonidae
Gene: SNX21
Product: sorting nexin family member 21
Exons: 4
Coding region: 36-1139 (367 amino acids)
Biological process (GO): protein transport
Cellular component (GO): early endosome membrane
Molecular function (GO): protein binding; phosphatidylinositol phosphate binding
Source: RefSeq, a predicted model, not a curated record
GCCCCCAGAGGGCACCGCGGGACGCCGGAGGUGCCAUGGCCUCGAGGCUCCUGCACCGGCUGCGGCACGUCCUCGCCGGCGACGGCCCCGGCGGGGAGGCAGCGGCCGGCCCCGAGGCCGAGCAGUUCCCGGAGAGCUCGGAGCUGGAGGACGACGACGCCGAGGGCCUGUCGUCCCGCCUCAGCGGCACCCUUAGCUUCACCAGCGCCGAGGACGACGACGACAACGACGACGACGAGGACGAGGAUGAGGAGGCCAUCGCCGACCCGCUAGCUCCCGGGGACGAGGCAUCAGGAGAAGACGCAGAUCGCAGCCUCCCAGCUGAUGGCCAGCGGACUGGUCAGCAUCUGGCCAAGCAGUUGCAGGAUUUCUGGAAGAAGUCUCGGAACACCUUGGUUCCCCAGCGACUGCUCUUUGAGGUGACCAGCGCCAACGUGGUCAAGGACCCACCCUCCAAGUACGUGCUCUACACCCUCACCGUGACCGGCCCAGGGCCACCAGACCGCCAGCCGGCCCAGAUCUCUCGCCGCUACUCAGACUUUGAGCGACUCCACCGAAACCUGCAGCGGCAGUUCCGGGCCCCCAUGGCUGCUAUCUCCUUCCCCCGGAAGCGCCUGCGCCGGAAUUUUACUGCCGAGACCAUCGCCCGCCGCAGCCGGGCCUUUGAGCAGUUUCUGGGCCACCUGCAGGCAGUGCCAGAGCUGUGCCAUGCCCCAGACCUACAGGACUUCUUCGUGCUGCCAGAGCUGCGCCGGGCACAGAGCCUCACCUGCACGGGUCUUUAUCGCGAGGCUCUGGCACUCUGGACCAAUGCCUGGCAGCUGCAGGCCCAACUGGGCAACCCCUCUGGCCCAGAUCGGCCCCUGCUGACCCUUGCUGGACUGGCUGUGUGCCACCAAGAGCUGGAGGAUCCUGGGGAGGCCCGGGCCUGUUGUGAGAGAGCCCUGCAGCUGCUGGGAGACAAGAACCUCCACCCUUUCCUGGCACCCUUUCUGGAGGCCCACGUCCGGCUCUCCUGGCGCCUUGGCCUAGACAAGCGUCAAUCAGAGGCCCGGCUCCAGGGCCUGCAGGAGGCAGGCCUUACACCCAUGCCACCCCCCAGCCUCAAAGAACUGCUCAUCAAGGAGGUACUGGACUAACCCUGGCUUAGGCUGAGGGUCAGUACUCUCAAAUGGCAGGGGGAAGAUUGUGUUGUAGACACAGAGAAUAGCUGGGAGGCUGUAGGUGUUUGGGGGACCCUAAAAAUUCCACAAAGAGAUAGGGUGGCACAGUGAGGAGACUGCUUUCAGAACAAGGUUCAGCUGAG